Messenger RNA from Cyclocybe aegerita, 660 nucleotides. NCBI's taxonomy places the organism in Eukaryota, Fungi, Basidiomycota, Agaricomycetes, Agaricales, Hemipholiotaceae. The record is from the annotation of a GenBank genome assembly.
AUGUCUCGUGGCGGUGGACGAGGACGCGGUGGAGGAAGAGGUGGAGGCAGAGGUGGCUUCGGCGGUGCCAGCAAUCCGCCACCAAUGGGCCUAACUUUUGCUGAUCUCCAAAAUUUAUCGAGGGAGGCUACCGCUUUGUAUCCCCCCAGGGACCUUCCAAUCUUCACAGAACCCACCCAUGAAGAGAAACGGAUUGCCGAGCUUCAGUUAGCGUAUGCUGCUCGUAUGCGCAAGUCAGAAUAUUAUGUCACCGAAAAACCCAAGACGACGGAACUUGAACGUUACUCGGACAAGUAUCGACCAUCAGUCGCGGCGCGUCCAGAGCUACAACGAGAUAGACUGCACCAGGCUUUUUUUCCGGCAGAUGUCUUUAACGACUGCUUCUAUCUGAAGGGGAGAAAGAAAAAGACUUCCCGGCGGUCGACAGGGAAGUCUAAACUGAACCUAGACGCGCUAGGCGACGAUGCCGAUGAGGGGGAAAAAUCCGAUGGUGAACGAUCGGAGGCUGGCUCUCAGGAAGCCCCAGAUUACGACGUCGAUGAGGAGUACGACAACGACUACGCCGAAAACUACUUCGACAAUGGGGAAGGUGACGACUUGGACGACCUAGGGGAUAGUAGAGGUGGAGAUGAUGAUGGUGGUGGUGGAGGCUAUGACUAG